This is a messenger RNA of Castor canadensis (American beaver), 1349 nucleotides long. NCBI's taxonomy places the organism in Eukaryota, Metazoa, Chordata, Mammalia, Rodentia, Castoridae. The record is from RefSeq and is a predicted model, not a curated record.
AUGCCGCCCGCCCGGGAGCGCGCGUGGCCCGCGGAUGCGCGUGGGGAUGGGAAGUUGAUGCACUCGGGAGGUGGCCGGGGGUUAACGGUUGCGUUUCUCCGGGGCCCUCCCGGCUGCUGGGGAGCCAACUCCCGUGCGCAUCCCCGCAGAUGUGCGUGCGGGCUCCGCAGGCGGGCCCAGGGGCGCGCGCACGCUCCCCGUGUCCGCCGCGCGCGCCCUCGCCCAGCCUCCGGGCUCGCGCGCUCCCGGACUCGCCGCGCUCCCGCGCGCGCCGCGCGUCGCUCUCCCUCCCCGCCCCUCCCGUCGCCACCCCGCCCCCGGCCGGGUACCCUCGCCGGACCGGAGAGAGAGCGCCGCCGCCAUCUUAGUUGCUGCCGCUGCCUCCAGCGAAGCGGUGCUCUGAGGAGGGAGGGCGCCCGCGGCGGAGCGCGCGGCCCAGCGUCACGGCGGCCGCGGCGGCGACUCCUCCUCGGACUCCGGUGUUCGCCGCGCCACGAAGCAGCCGGUCUCGGGCUGCCAGGGCCCCGCUCGCCGUCCCGCGCGCCUCCUUGCCGUUCCCUCUGCCGCCCAGGGCCGGCCGCGGCGCCGGGAGCCCGAGCGAUGCUGCGCCGCCCUGCGCCCGCGCUGGCCCCGGCCGCCUGGCUGCUGCUGGCCGGGCUGCUGUGCGGCGGCUGCGGCCGCGUCUGGGCCGCGAGAGUUAACAAGCACAAGCCCUGGCUCGAGCCCACCUAUCAUGGAAUAGUUACUGAGAAUGACAAUACAGUGCUGCUCGACCCUCCCCUCAUCGCCAUGGAUAAAGAUGCACCUCUGCAUUUUGCAGCAGGUUUAUGUCCACUUAAUGAACAGCGCUUCUACAGACAAAAAGAAUGCACUGGAGCACCACUACAGAGAUCUGGUUUCUACUCACAUGGAAGCACAAAGAGUGUUGAGGUGACAGUCACCAAAGAAGGUGAGAUUUGUGGCUUUAAAAUUCAUGGGCAGAAUGUCCCCUUUGAGGCAGUGGUAGUGGAUAAGUCCACGGGUGAGGGAGUGAUUCGUUCAACGGAGAAACUGGACUGUGAGCUGCAGAAAGACUACACGUUCACCAUCCAGGCCUACGACUGUGGGAAGGGGCCCGAUGGCACCAGCGUGAAGAAAUCUCACAAAGCAACUGUCCAUAUCCAGGUGAAUGAUGUGAACGAAUAUGCCCCUGUGUUCAAGGAGAAGUCCUACAAAGCGACAGUCGUGGAGGGGACCAGCAUAGCAGCAUUCUGAGGGUGGAGGCCUUGGACGCAGACUGCUCCCCUCAGUUCAGCCAGAUCUGCAGCUAUGAGAUUGUCACUCCAGAUGUUCCCUUCACCGUGGACAAA